AUGUUGGUCGCGCACCACACCACCAAGCAACAGCCACAGCAAACAUUUUUCAAUAUCACCGACGACAACGACUCUCGCCAAUUCGACGAUCUUGAUCCAUACAGCUAUCACCAUAAGCCCGCUGCCGUGUCGCCGCCUCGCCAACAAAACAGUUCCCGCCCCGGAAGACGCCUCUCGCUGACUCCCAGCCGCGCGCUGUCUCCCAACUUUCUUGACACCUCUGCUGCCGCCACCGCCGCACAGGACCCAGUCCUCGUUGCUGGCCUUGACAGCGACACCGAGUUCGACCUGGACUUCGACUUCCAUAUACUGGCCGGAAACGACCUGAUGAUGCAGUCGGACCGCUGGCUACCAGCAAACCAUCUCGCCGCAGGACGGUCCUUUGGUCACCCCAGUUUUUCCCAUCACCGCGAAUCGUCACUUUCCUCUCUUGGUUCCACUUCCGCAGGCCCUGCAUCCCCUUUCUCGCAGACUACGUCCAACCCUCACAUCGCUGUCAGCGACUCGGUUGGUGACAGUUUCGCAAACAUGUCUUACUACGAAGACCCCUCAUUUCCUCUAGUCAAGCAGGCGACUGCCGGGGUUCACGAUAGCCUCUAUGGCCACCAAGGCCACGCACCUUACACACCUUCAGCAGAUAACCUGUCCAUGCCUCACGGCACUUAUGGUAACCUGCUGGCUGCCAACAGGCAGAGAGCUGGCGUCACUAGUGGUCACAGUGAACGCGGCCUGCAGCCGCCGCCCGACCUAUCUAUGAGCUCCAACCGGUCACAGCCUGUGUCAGUGGCGAGUUCCAUCGCCAGCAAUUCGCCUGCCACGCCAUCCCUUGACCAGGCUGACGAAGAGGCUAGGCGCCGAAAUGGUGAGAGACGAUUUAGUCCCCCCCCGGCAACGGGCACAGCAGCGGAUGACCUCCUAUUUUUAUUUGACGGCGGUGGCGAGAAUGAGAACGAGAACGAGAAUGAUGAGUGCUCACGAUUCUUCAACGAUAUAGUCGCUUUCCAUGGUCCCCCAAAGCUUGACCGUACAAUGACAGACGUCUACAAUGACGAGUUGUAUAGUCCGAACUUCGCCGCAAUGCCCACAUCAGCUCCCUCGACGAACGCGUCUCACAUGGCCCCAACAAGCCAGGAAAUGUUCGCUCAACGGCUGCAGCAGAUUAACAGCCAACACCUAAGUGCCGCCUCGCAUCAGUCACCGGUAUCAACGGGCACUCCGCGCGAGCGGUCACCCUUCCGUCAAGGGUCUCCGAUGGCUCCAACCCCGAAGCAUGACUUUGGUACCUCGCCUACGAGCAAUUUACGCUUCGGUGCCCACCAACAGCAGCAGCACGGCCUCGCUGGACAAGAUGCGUCAGGCCAGGCAUUCCGGACCCGAAUUGCGAGGAGCCAGGGAACGUCUACGCCACAGACAAUCUCACCCAAAGAUGCUGUUCUGGAAUACAGAGAUCCGGAUGGCGAGGGUGACAGCACGAAUUACUCCCUAUUUUCUCAAGGUGGUCAGCAAAGCUUCACCGUCGACCAAAUGAACAAGGCGGUGACGAACAUGGGCCAAUCGUAUGCCACUGGAAUGGGCAGUGGAGUUCCAGCCGCGCCUUAUAACUACAUGGCGCCGCAACUAAACCAAGGGUUGCAGCUGGCUCAACAAUACCCGUUCAUGGCUCAGCAUCACGGCAACUCCCCCAUGGCAGACUCGAUAUCGACAAACCAUUCACCUGUACCUGCUAUCCGCUCUGUCACCAGCCUGGCAGCUCUUUCCGAACCUGUUCCCGGAUCUCAACGUCCUGGCAUUGUCAACAACGACGGCGGAACUUACACCUGUACAUACCAUGGAUGCACUCGGCGUUUCGAAACCCCGGCUUUGCUCCAAAAGCACAAGCGUGAAGGCCACCGCCAGGCCAAUGCUCUGGUCGGCACACGCAAAACUGACAGCACCGCACCCCAGGGCCUUUUGAACACCCAAGCUGGCCCUCACCGCUGUGAGCGCAUAAAUCCGAGCACGGGGAAACCUUGUAACACAGUGUUCUCGCGCCCCUACGACCUAACUCGGCACGAGGACACCAUUCACAAUGGCCGCAAGCAAAAGGUUCGGUGCAAUUUGUGCACAGAGGAAAAAACCUUCAGUCGCGCAGAUGCUCUUACUCGCCAUUUCCGUGUCUGUCACCCAGAGGUCGAGUUUACAGGCAAGCACCGUAAACGGGGUGUUCAUGCGACCUAG
Sporothrix brasiliensis 5110 is the source of this 2217-nucleotide messenger RNA. Its product is annotated as c2h2 transcription factor. The record is from RefSeq and is a predicted model, not a curated record. Bases 1 to 2217 code for a protein of 738 amino acids. Lineage: Eukaryota; Fungi; Ascomycota; Sordariomycetes; Ophiostomatales; Ophiostomataceae. Gene Ontology annotation, cellular component: nucleus. Gene Ontology annotation, biological process: regulation of transcription by RNA polymerase II. The transcript has a single exon.